Molecule: messenger RNA, 2828 nt
Organism: Cynoglossus semilaevis (tongue sole)
Lineage: Eukaryota; Metazoa; Chordata; Actinopteri; Pleuronectiformes; Cynoglossidae
Product: gastrula zinc finger protein XlCGF8.2DB-like
Exons: 3
Coding region: 480-1622 (380 amino acids)
Biological process (GO): regulation of transcription by RNA polymerase II
Molecular function (GO): RNA polymerase II cis-regulatory region sequence-specific DNA binding; DNA-binding transcription factor activity, RNA polymerase II-specific
Source: RefSeq, a predicted model, not a curated record
UACUUUGUAAAACAGACGACAUAGCAGACGUAGCUGGGUGGCGUUGUUAAAACGGACAGGUGCUACUCUUGAUGACUUCUGCUACAGCUACAUUCUCGGCACGGAUGUUGUCACUGUUCACCCAUUGGCUAACAGCGAAAGAGAUGCUCGUUUUAUAGAAAACUAGAUUUUAGCACGACAACAAACGGUAACGAAAGUCAGCUGUGGCUGCCUGAGCUGAAGCCCGAUGUCAGGCUGCAAAUAUUUGGUCAAUCUGUGCUUACCUAACCCUCUUUCAAAAGACAACACACAGUUAGCCUAUACAGCUUAGCUAAGCUAAUAGUAGCUGCGCCACGGGCUUUGGUAAAUUGAAUUGACGCGUAUACGUUGUCGCCAUAUUGAUCCGGGCAAAAGCUGGACGUAUACAGAAUAGUUUUUUCGAUACGAGGAUAUCAAAGCGAACCGUUUUAUAUUAUUUAGGAAAGCUUCCAUUUGAGCAAAUGAAGAGGGGUGCCAGGGUGGACCAGCGGGAACUAAAGGAUUCCCAUAUGAAGGAGGAAGAAGAGGAGCUGUGCAUUGGACAGGAAGAAACAGAAACAGAUGACAUGGCAACAACGGUUACUAAAGAAGAUGUUCCUAUGGAGCCGAGGAUGUGGAGACCUAUUAAGGAGCAGAAGGAGCCAGUGUUCCCCCAAAUCAAAGAGGAGGAGAAGGAAAUAAGUGUUCAAGUGGAAAAGGACGAUAUAAUUGCUGUGGCUGUGAAGAGUGAAGAAGAAGAGGAGGAGGAGGAAGGGCACUUGGGUCAACAUGAACAAUUAGAAUCAGAAAUUGAAGACGAGAAUGAAAACUCGUAUGAAACUGAAGACAGUGAGGAUUACACGGAAGAACCUUGUGAAUCAGCAAGUUUGGAGACUUCAAAGAAUAAUGGCAGUUCACUCAGAGAUGACUUAUCUGAGAGAUAUAGCUGCCAUGAAUGUGACAAACAAUUUGUAAACAAGUUACUUUUGCUAAGACAUCAAAGUACUCACUCAGGACAAAAACCAUUUAGUUGUGCUGUGUGUGGAAAGAGAUUUUCCCAGAAGAAAUAUCUUCACUCACAUAAGAAAAUUCACUCUGAAAAGAAACCAUUCAGCUGCUCUGUGUGUGGGAAAAGUUUUACCCAAAAAAUAACCUUAAAGACACAUGAGAGAAUUCAUACAGGAGAAAAACCAUUCUGUUGCUCAGAGUGUGGCAAAACAUUUAGAAGAAAGGAUAGACUUGUAGUACAUGUAAGGCAUCAUACAGGGGAGAAACCAUUCUGUUGUUCUGAAUGUGGGAAAAGAUUCACUCAGAAGAAAUCAUUGAAGUCACAUGAGAAAAUCCACACGGGAGAGAAACCGUACAGUUGCUCUGUAUGUGGCAAAACAUUUGCCCAUAAAAUAAGUCUGACGUCACAUGAAAGAAUUCAUACAGGAGAGAAACCAUUUAGUUGCCAACAGUGUGGCAAAGGUUUUAGAAGAAAGGAUAAUUUGGUGAUUCACAUUAGAAACCACACGGGAGAGAAACCAUUUAGUUGCCAACAGUGUGGUAAAAGAUUUACUCAGAGAAAGUAUAUGAAAUUACAUGAAAAAUCUCAUGUAAAGAAACAAUUUAAGCAAAAGUAAAAACAAACAACAAACGUGUUCACUUCAAAUGUAAAAAAAAUAGUGGCCACUGCUUAGUGCAACAUUUUUUGCUAAGCUAAGAAUGCUCAGAAAUUCAGGCAGGUGGACGGAUUUGUAGAUGAAACUGUAGCUCUAAAAAUGAACAAGGAGUGGCUGUUAAAUUUCUGUGACUAAUGAAGAAUAAUGUAUUUGCUGAUCUGAGACACUCAGACACUGUGGCUGUUCAAUGCUACACAAUCAAUGCUACACUCAGUGUGAUGGAACCGUUUAACGCCUACAGAGCGCAGCGUACCGUUUACUUUUAAUUAAUCAUUCACAUGUAGAAGCGGUUGAUGCCUUAACCGCGUGAUGUAAGUGGUCCUUGAAAAUAACUAUUUAUUUCAAACCUUAUGUAAAUACAUUAGUUCUGCCAAUGCAGCAGUAUUGAUCAUCAGACAGAUGAAAGGAAUGACUUCAACAACACCACACAGCCAGUAUUUGUAUGUACAUUUAGUGGUUGUGCUUUUUAGUUAAAUAUUCAUACUUAAUACAAAUAUCUUCAUACUUAAUAAAAUUUUUAAAAAAUGGUACAGUUUUAUGGCACAUGAUCCACCUAGUAUUUCAGGUGCGAACAUAGCUCACAUUGUGACGUAUAAUUUUCAGUUGAUCUCACAUGGGGUCCAUUUGGACAUUUUUCUGCUUGAAUUUAGUCAUAUUUUGAAGCACAUACUGUAAAAGUGAUGUAGGUACAACUUCAAAUAACUGUAAAUUGUAAAACAGCAGGCACACUUGUUAACAAUGUUCAUAUUUUAAAGUAGCUGUAUUUUUUUCAUUAAGCAAUGCCCUUUAUCUGAACCUUGUAUAGCAACUGAUAAAGUGAUGAGGCCUGUGACUCUUGUUUAAAAAAUAAUGCUAUUUUGUUUUUUCACAAGAAAAGAAACAUGUCUUUACAGUUUUCAACUUUUUAAUGUACUUGCACUUUCCCUUGUUCUGGUCUCAAUCCCUGGUUUGUCCUGUAGGUGGUGCUCCUCUGGGGUGUUGCUUUUCUUACUCUUCUUCUUUUUCUGCUGCUUCCUGCUACUUGUCAAUCAACACACGGGGAGACAGACUACUGUAAAUGAAGCAGAUGAAAUGUAAAUAAUUCAGCUUUAUUCAGUUGUUGGUGAAACUGUGAUUACACUGUACCAUUCAAAUAUAUGAAAUAAAUGUUUUUCUCCACAUUGAAAA